Molecule: messenger RNA, 2393 nt
Organism: Podarcis muralis (Common wall lizard)
Lineage: Eukaryota; Metazoa; Chordata; Lepidosauria; Squamata; Lacertidae
Gene: TNFRSF18
Product: TNF receptor superfamily member 18
Biological process (GO): positive regulation of cell adhesion
Cellular component (GO): external side of plasma membrane
Source: RefSeq, a predicted model, not a curated record
GGACACACCAGACAGGAAAUGACAUGGCUUUCGUUCCACAGAAAACACGUGGGCUGCUCUUUGCUACAAAAAUGUGUCGAAAGACGAGAGAGGGAGACAGAGGGGAAGAAGAGGUGAGAGACCUUAACAGGCACAGCGUUCCCAGCCAGUGCACCAGAGGGUUAGUUGUGGGAGAACUGUGAGCCUCCAUUCCCAGCAGAGGAAGUGAAGAGGUGACUGAAGGAAAUGGAAGCCAAGUCUCACCCCAGAUUAGACGGCCGCUGGCUUUGCUUGGCGAUGCUCUGGCUGUGUGUGGAACUAGCACAAUCCACCAUUGAUGGUCAACAGGAAGGGAGACCUUGUUGCUCGUCAACUCUUGCCGGAGUCCCUCCGAAAUCCUGUGGCAAAUGUGGUGGUGGGAAGUGCUGUAAGGACAAGCUAUGCCAUCAAUGCCGGGCACUGCCAACGUGUCCAGAAGGGCAGGAACUGAGAUGUUCAGGCACUAUUGACUUCAGAUAUUUCUGCAGCCCAUGCCCUAAUGGAACUUUCUCUGAUGCCAAAGGCAGCUGUUGCAGACCUUGGGCAAACUGCAAGACUUUGGGGCUUCCAGUUCGACGACCAGGGAACACAACUCAUAACGUGGAAUGUGGCGACACGAGACCCGUCACCGUAGUUAUGCAAACUGAUUCCACCGUGACAACUAUCUUGACCAUUGUGACAGCAACGGGCCUCUCUCUUCUCAUCCUGCUGACGUUCUUUUUAAUCAUCUGCGUAUGGACACAGAAGAAGAAACUGCCCCUGGUGGAAGAGCCUGAAUCCGUCCACCCUUCAAACUUCCUAGGAUCUCACCAUGAAGACACCUGCAGUUGCCAGUUCCCAGAGGAAGAGCAUGGGGAGAACAUGGACAAAUGGAAGGCCUCACAGAUCUCUUUGGCCCACUGAAAGAACUUGGGGCGGAUCCACAAGCACGUGCAAAACUUGCCCCGCAAUAUCUAGGCGGCUGAACUAUAUGAACGGCAGCUAUUAUCUUUGUUGUGGCAUGAUGGGGCUUUGGCCGCCUGAGCUGUUUCCCUCUAGGUUGGCUCCUUCACUGCUACUAGCUGUCUCUAGGUCAGAUCACCUGCUCUACAUCCUAUGACUAUGAGAGCUUUCCUUGCUGGCUAGGGAAAUCAGGUUACGAGGAAAGAUCUCCUGGAGAUGGAAAUUUCAACCCUGCUUUCCCUAUUCACCCACCCCCAGUUGCAACUGCUGGAACAAGCCACCCACCUCGCUUUCCUAGGCAGGGUUUGGAAGAUGGAGAAUGCAGGAGACAUCCUCAUGGGUAGGGCAGCUGACGUCCAAUUUUUUUUUACAAAAACACUGGUCCUAUGAGUACUCCAUGGAUAUGGAGCCAGGGAAGGCGGGGCCAGAGGGCAGGGCGGAGUCUGGCGGAAUCUGGCGUACAUUGGAGGUGGAGCCAGAAUGUGAUUGGGAGGGUUGUGGGCGGAGCCUUGCAGAAUCUGACUUCCCAGACUUCCAUUUCUGGUUCUCUGAGAGAGGAGGGUCAUCUCCAACUACCGUUCACUGGGAGCAGGCUAACUGAACUGAAUGGACCUGAGCCAGCCUUGCCCAUUAACUUCAAGGGGUCUACUCUGAGCACGAUUAGCUCAGCCCAGAAUGCCAUUUCACUGGUCAGAUCAGCAAUCAAACAGCCAGUUAGCAACCCUGUCUAUGUAUAUUGGUGGGGGUGGCAAGACAUAGCCUGGGCACAGGCAUAUGAUUUGCGGUAGAUAGAAUGACGUACCCUUCAUGCCUAGGACAGCCUUCCCUUGGUUGGCACCCUCCUGAUGUUGUGGGCAACGUCUCCCAUUGUCCCUGACCAUUGGGUGAUGCAAGCUGUAGUCUAAAUCAUUUGGGGUGCCCUGUCUUGGAGACACCUGCUCUAAGAGCCUCUCCCUGUUUGGUAAGCAAGACUCAGUUUAGAACCUGCAAAAUGGCAGUCUUAACAGGAUUCCCCUGAGCUGCUUCCCACCCUCUGGCAACAUGUGUAUCUCCAACUUCAGGCUGCCCGGAGGCUUUUCUGCUUAUCUCACCACCCCCAUAAUGACGUCCCUCUGUUCAGGCACUGUUCUGGAGGCCGUUGCCGUGAGCUUUCCUUGUUUCGAGAAACCUGCUUUGGGAAACCUGAAGGCGUUUUUUCUUCUUCUUUUACUCCGCUGCUUCUUCCACUGUUUCAAAGGGUGCGAUUCUGACGCAAGGGAAGAAAGUUUGCUUUCAUGCAAAAGCAGCGGUGCCACCCCCAUCUCUUAACGAGAAUUGCCUUUUCUUUUUUUUAAUUUUUAGAAAAGGAAGGGGGGGGCAACCCCAGAGCCUUGAGCUGCGCUUCCUUUGUGAAACUGACACUUCUCCGUUAAAACAAUAAAGCUUCAGCUUCA